This is a messenger RNA of Nematolebias whitei (Rio pearlfish), 2555 nucleotides long. RefSeq names its product dystrobrevin beta. The record is from RefSeq and is a predicted model, not a curated record. NCBI's taxonomy places the organism in Eukaryota, Metazoa, Chordata, Actinopteri, Cyprinodontiformes, Rivulidae. The coding region runs from base 51 to 1922 and encodes 623 amino acids. The transcript has 22 exons. Gene Ontology annotation, biological process: synaptic signaling. Gene Ontology annotation, cellular component: synapse; plasma membrane. Gene Ontology annotation, molecular function: zinc ion binding.
GUGGAUAUUUUAGUCGCCCUUUUUUGAAGACCCCAGUCCCGUGUGAGCGUAUGACACUGAGGAUGGUGAUGGAGGAAGGGGCCCAGAGAGACGGAGGACGAGCGGCUUCUAGACCAGACGGGAGUCAGAUCUUUGUAGAACUUGGGGAGCAGAACUUCGAUUCCAUUUGUCUGUCAACGUACCGGACUGGCUGCAAGCUCCGAUUUGUACAGAAGAGAUGCAACCUGCAUCUGAUUGACAUCUACAAUGUGAUCGAGGCGGUGCGGGACGCGGGGCUAAACGCAGUGGAGCUCAACGCUGGUAUCUCUGUAACCAGACUGGAGAACCUGGUGUCGUCCAUGUUCAACCAGCUCAGCAAGCGUCUGCCCACCACCCACACCAUCAACCCCCGAGAGAGCACCGUCCUCCUGGUCGAAUUCAUCCUGGCUGCCGUUGACUGCGAGCCGGAGAGCCGCCUGACUGUUCUCUCUGUGAAGGCGAUGCUGGCAACUCUGUGUGGAGGGAAACUGGUGGAUAAACUUCGCUAUGUCUUUUCUCAGGUAUCUGACUCCAAGGGGGUGUUGGUACUAUCCAAAUUCGACAGUUUUCUAAGGGAGGUUCUGAAGCUGCCCACUGCUGUACACGAAGGGCCGUCCUUUGGUUCCACACACGUCGUGGCACGCUCGUGUUUCCCACAACAGAAGAGGGUGAUGCUCAACAUGUUUCUGGACAUUGUAGCUGAGCCUCCUGAGUGUCUCAUUUGGCUGCCUCUGAUGCAUCGCAUGGCCAACGUGGAGCAUGUUUAUCAUCCAGUGACGUGCUCCUUCUGCCGCAGUAACGGCAUGACCGGCUUUCGUUAUCGCUGCCUCCGCUGCCGUGGUUACCAGCUCUGCCAGAACUGCUUUUGGCGUGGCAACGCCAGCGGCUCCCACAGCAACCAGCACCAAAUGAAGGAGCACUCGUACUGGAAGUCACCGGCGAAAAAGUUUGGUCGAGCUUUGAGCAGGACUUUGGGCUGCGCCUCGUCGAAGGAGCUCCCCCACCCCGUUUACUCCGAGGAGCCAGAGAUGACCCUUAACCUCUCCAACAUAGUCCCCACCAGACCGUUUGGGAACACCAACGAGACCAUGUUGCUGUCCUCAUCAGCGCCAGAAUCCUGCAAAAGCUUGUCUGCAGCUCGACGGAUGAACGAAGAGCACGCUCUGAUCGCAGCCUACGUGAACCAACUGCAGAGCAACCCAGGUGGUUUGGACAGUCCCAGCAGGCAAGACGAGGAGCACAAACUGAUCGCUCGCUACACCUCCCGACUGGCCGAGACCGAGAGCACAGGAGUGAUCCCAACACGGAGCAUCAACUUUGAUGUGAACAAGCAGAAGAGGGAGCUCAUUGCUCAGAUGGAGUGCAAAAACAGGGAGAUCCUGGCAGAGAUCAAACGUCUCCGCGCGGAGCACGACGCGGUGUGUCAGCCCAGUCCGGAGAAGGGCAGCGCCAGCCCGGCUCUGCUGGCCGAGCUUCGUCAGCUCAGGCAGAGGAAAGAUGAGCUGGAGCAGAGGAUGUCAUCUCUGCAAGAGAGCAGGAGGGAGCUGAUGGUGCAGCUGGAGGGACUGAUGAAGCUGCUUAAGGAUGAGGAGCAGCGACAGGCAGCACAAGCAGCCGGCUCUUCUCACGCCUCGCCCUCUCGACUGAGGCCAACGACCGUGCGCUCUGUAGGCGCUGCGUCCCCUCAGGCUCACAUGCACUUCCCUCAAGACUCCCUCGCUGGGGUGGGCGGCGAUGUUCAAGAGGCCUUCGCUCAAGGCCCCAGAAGAAACUUGAGAAAUGACCUCCUUGUAGCAGCCGACUCCAUCACCAACACCGUGUCCUCACUGGUCAAAGAGCUCCACUCUGAUGAAGGUCGGGAGGAGGAGGAGAGGUUGCUAAAUGGGAAGGACAGAGCAGGUUAAAAUGCUGACGGAGCAUCAAAAAACCAGGUGGUGUAUCAUCACAGCCAAAUAUGACCGACCCUGCCGGGAUUCAAGUCUGUCCUCUAGUAAUCGUUGUUAAUCAACCGGGGGAUUGAAGCGUCUCUGCAAUCAACCAAUCACAAUGCUGGACACCAAACGACCGCCGGGUCUCUACUGAUGUAUAGCUGUGGUUCUGCGUGUGUUGUCGCUGUGCUUUAGUUGUUUUGAUUUGAUUGUGCAUAGCCAAACGAAGAAUCUGAAACCUACUGAUCUGUACUGUCGCGUGUGUGUUUGAGUGCGCGCUCUGCGUUGACGAGGAGCCAGAGGGUCGGGUAAGUUGGAGGGAACAGAGAGAGGAAGUAAAGGUGCGCUUGCGGUGGAUUUUAAUGCAAAGUUUCGGGAUUGGGAUGAACUGUUGGAAAGAGAAGAAGAAAAUGAUGCAAGUUGAAAAGGUGAGCUGUAAAAUUUAAAGUUUGAGCACUGUGUGCUUGGUAUUUAUUGCUUUGAUUCGAUUUUUGUCAUUUAUUUUGCCUGAGUGCUGUUUGUGUACAUGAGGGUGGUCAGAUCCUGCUGAGAUGUCGAGCUUUAAUGGGACGUUUCCCUGCGGCUGCAGCUAUAAAGAAAGAAUCGUCU